AAUUUUAUCUUGGUUGACUGCAGUAGUUUUGUAAGUAAUGUUAUAGUUGCCUCUUGGAUCAUAGGCCAAAAUUUUGCCUUGGCAAAGGUCAAAGGUUCUGGUUGUUAUAAUUCAGUCGCGGUCGCGUUGUUUUAUCGACAUGUGUUCGCCCGCGUUACAACAUUCGGAUGAGUGACGUCGUCUCUUGCGAGAAAUCCAGCCUCGACCGCGACAUAGAGAGCCUAUCGCACGAAGACCUGUGCGAAAUAACGCAAAGCAGUUUAAGGAGGCUGAUCGCGUCCGAUCCGCUGUUGUCGGAUUUACCUGUAGACGUCAUAACGGAAGAGGUCCAUGCCCAGAUCGCGGUCAUACAGGGCCAGUCCAUCACGGUAACGAUCGGACGGUACUCAGAGACCCCCUUGAACGUGGUGAUCGCGUGCACCAAUUGGAAACGCGUCAUGAUGGUGCUCACCGGCCGGUCUAACGUCUCCAAUCUCGUAGAUAUACCGGCCUCCGUCGCGCAUGCGAACUACUCCACCGUCAGAUUAUCGCAGCUGCCUCCCUCUGAAAUAAGGACCGUCCUUCGCGAGUACACGCUGUUCCUGAUAGUCAGACACCCGUUCGAGCGCCUCCUGUCGGCCUACCGGAACAAGUUUACCGAGACGCUGCCCAGUUCGAAAUAUUUCCAGGCGCGGUACGGCAAGGAAAUAAUCAAAAAGUACCGGCGGGGGGCGGUCUCGUCGGACGCGAACGUCACCUUCUCGGAGUUCGUCGCUUAUCUACUGGACGAGGGGGCCGAGACGAACGAACACUGGAGGCCAGUUUACGACAUGUGUCUGCCGUGCACCUUGAACUACACUUUCGUCGGACGCUACGAGACGUUGGUGGAAGACGCGAGGACCGUGCUCAAUAUGGUAGGGGCGCCGCCCCUUGCGUUUCCCGUGACUCGACCCGCCCGCACCCGCGACAACCUCAAGCGGUACUACCAGGAACUGUCUGUGUACACCAUCGGCCGUUUGUACCGCCGCUAUCUCGCCGACUUUAAACUGUUUGGGUACGGGUUAGAGGACUUGCUGGGGUACGACUUGGCGUAA
Cylas formicarius (sweet potato weevil) is the source of this 1073-nucleotide messenger RNA. Its product is annotated as carbohydrate sulfotransferase 11. The transcript is spliced from 4 exons. Gene Ontology annotation, cellular component: membrane. Gene Ontology annotation, molecular function: sulfotransferase activity. Gene Ontology annotation, biological process: carbohydrate biosynthetic process. The record is from RefSeq and is a predicted model, not a curated record. Lineage: Eukaryota; Metazoa; Arthropoda; Insecta; Coleoptera; Brentidae. Bases 168 to 1073 code for a protein of 301 amino acids.